UGUCACACGCGGUCCUGUCAGCCGUCACUUUCUUUGUUUAUGUUUGCAUGGGUGUGUUUUUUUGUGUUUUUUAAUUGAAAAUCUGAAUAUAAAAAGGGCUGCGCCCCCAAGGCAAUGGACCCCUCUUCACCGAGAAACGGUCCGGGCUCUGAAAAUCUGAACCUCAGCCUGGAUAUGGUAGACGAAAUGAAACUGGACGAGGUGAAUUACGAGAGCGACAUAUCGAGCUCUAGCUCAGAUAGUUCCACUGCCCCCAGCAUAAGUUCUGUAAGCACCAAGUCUUCGGGGAAAGGGCGGCAUAGGCGACCCACACGCGCCAACCAGAGCCCCUCCCCGGCCACGAAAGCCAAAGAUGCCAAGUCAAAGUACGACUACUUCACCAAACUCAAUUACCUGUUCAGGGACGCACGGUUUUUCGUGAUAAAAUCGAACAAUGCGGAGAACAUUUCCCUCUCGAAAGCCAAAGGGGUGUGGUCCACCCUGCCUCAGAACGAGGCCAACCUAAACCAAGCCACCAGAGAGUCCCGAAACGUUUUGCUAAUAUUCUCUGUUAAAGAAAGUGGUAAAUUUGCGGGGUUUGCUCGCCUAAAGGGCGAAUCUCGUCAUGACGUACCGGCAGUACCGUGGGUCCUCCCGGCAGGUCUCUCAGCCCGGGCUUUAGGAGGGGUUUUCGAAGUGGACUGGAUCUGCCGCAAGGAAUUACCCUUCACCAGCACCAUGCACCUUUACAACCCCUGGAACGACGGGAAACCGGUGAAAAUCGGACGGGAUGGACAAGAAAUCGAGCCCAGAGUAGCCGAGGAGCUUUGUCGCCUAUUUCCCGAAGACGAAACGGUGGAUCUAACCCCCAUUUUAAAACUGGCCAAGGAAGCCUCCAAGAAACUGACCGUGAGAGGAGGAAAAGAUGGGAGUCGCCACGUUAAGGCUCGAAUGCCCCUCUCGGCUCGCCAACCGUUUCCCUUUAGGGGGGGCCGAGGAGGAGGAGGAGGAGGUGGAGGCUCCUCUUACAGGCGGAAGUUCUUUACGCCCAGCAGGAUCAUGAGCGCCCCCAGUUUCAGACGUUCCGCCUCCCCCAGGGGCAGGGAAAGGUAUUACUACGAAAGGGAUCCCCCUAGGCCCUACACCGCAGCAGCUGCAGAGGCUUACGUGGCGGACUACAUGCGUACCAUGCAGCACCAGCUGCCCCCCUUGCCAUACGCACCGCCCCCCGGUCUUUAUUCGGGCAGUUUCGAGGGUUUACCCGCCCCCAGUAGAUAUUACGAGGGGUUAACCUUGGGGGAAUUCGCCCCUUCCAGACUACCCGGUUACCCGGAUAAGCGAAGCUACGAUCGUACCGUCGAGGAAUUCAUCUGGAAGAACAAGGAGAGACGUACGUCGAGCAGCAAUCGCGGAUAUUCCAGGGAUCGGUCCAGGUCGCAUUCCAGGGAGAGGGGGAGGGCGCGGUCCAGGGAACGCGAGAGGUUGAGGGAGAGGGAACGGGAACGCGAGAGAGAAAGGGAGAGGGAACGAGAACGGGAACGCGAGAGGGAAAGGGAGAGGGAACGCGAAAGGGAGGGCAGGGUGCGUGUGAGGGACCGGGAGGUGCGGUACCGGUACAACAGAGACAGGAGAUGAUUGAGGGAGAGGGUUGGGGUGGGAAAAGUGAGGGUCAGAAGACGAUAAGGUUUAUGGUCCUUUGACGGUUUUUUUUCGUAUUAAUAAGACGUGUAUCGUAUUAUAGGCAUAUUAGAAACAUAAUAAUAAAGGUCUCUAUAUAUUAAAAAAAA
Messenger RNA from Anthonomus grandis grandis, 1766 nucleotides. RefSeq names its product YTH domain-containing protein 1-like. Gene Ontology annotation, molecular function: mRNA binding; N6-methyladenosine-containing RNA reader activity. Gene Ontology annotation, biological process: regulation of alternative mRNA splicing, via spliceosome; mRNA splicing, via spliceosome. The record is from RefSeq and is a predicted model, not a curated record. The transcript has 3 exons. Gene Ontology annotation, cellular component: nucleoplasm. The coding region runs from base 115 to 1614 and encodes 499 amino acids. NCBI's taxonomy places the organism in Eukaryota, Metazoa, Arthropoda, Insecta, Coleoptera, Curculionidae.